Mya arenaria is the source of this 3278-nucleotide messenger RNA. RefSeq names its product Na(+)/H(+) exchanger protein 7-like. Bases 139 to 2583 code for a protein of 814 amino acids. The record is from RefSeq and is a predicted model, not a curated record. Gene Ontology annotation, biological process: sodium ion transport; proton transmembrane transport; regulation of pH. The transcript is spliced from 23 exons. Gene Ontology annotation, molecular function: sodium:proton antiporter activity. NCBI's taxonomy places the organism in Eukaryota, Metazoa, Mollusca, Bivalvia, Myida, Myidae. Gene Ontology annotation, cellular component: membrane.
GAAAGAUUUAGAAUUGAAGGUGUGCAAUUCAAUAAAGUAUAAACAGCACAUUAUAUCAACCAAUAUAUUUGCUAACCGGUUUCGCUUCAAGCUCUACAGCCUAAAUCAUAGUCCGAAAAACAGGAAGAGAAACCGAAAAUGGCGGGAGCAAGGUGGAUGAUAAUCGGCUUUGUAUUAACAAUAGGUGUGGACUACACUUAUUGUUCGACCACAACAAUAACAACUGCAUCGUCAAACGAGCUGCCAGAAACAAACGACCAAAAUAGCCCAAAAUUCACAUCUUCACCAUCACAGUCGACCAAAAGAAUAGAGAGCACUGGCACUGGUACCCACAGCCCAACAACAACAACAUCAGAGACUGAUUCACAACCAACAGCACAACCGUCGCAAAACUCAACAGAAUCUAUACACAAUGACACUGGUCCACAUUCCACAACAGACAGUCACGGAGAUGGCACCACACAACACAAAGUAAUUGGUGGUCACGAAAAAGACGACCACGACACAACCCACGGGAUAGAGUUGUUUACCUUCAAUUUCUCUAACGUGAAGUACCCACUCGUGUUUUCUCUGGUGGUGAUUCUAGCAGGGCUAAGCAAGAUCGGCUUCCACUAUUCACAUUUCCUCUCGUCCAAGGUGCCAGAAUCCUGUUCGCUGAUUGUUAUAGGCGUUAUAUUUGGUGUAAUUUUGCACUACACUGGCGUUUCGGAGAACCUUACCCUGUUUGCUCCACACGAGUUCUUCUUGUUUCUUCUGCCACCUAUUAUUCUGGAAGCAGCAUUCAGCCUCCACGAUAGAACUUUUGCCGAAAACAUUGGUGGAGUUUUAUUAUUUGCUGUGCUGGGUACAGUGAUGAACUGCUUUUUAAUUGGUCUGUCUAUGUGGGGUCUGUAUCAGGCGGGGGCGAUGGAGGACGUCCAAUGUACGCUAGUCCAGUUUCUGAUAUUCAGUGCGCUCAUUGUGGCUGUAGACCCCGUAGCGGUGCUUGCUGUUUUCCAAGAAAUUGGGGUCAACAAUACCUUGUACUUUCUUGUAUUUGGUGAAUCAUUGCUCAAUGAUGGUGUAACGGUGGUGUUAUACAACGUGAUGCACGUUUUCAACAAAAUAGAUACAAUUAGUGCAGGGCAGGUGUUUUUGGGAGUAGCGAAGUUCCUGGUCGUUGUCGGCUUUGGGUUAUUGAUUGGGAUAUUCUGUGGACUGGUGUCGUCCAUCAUCACCAAAUAUACGAACUCGGUCAAAGUGGUUGAGCCGCUGAUAGUGUUUGGGUUCGCCUAUCUGUCCUAUAUUUUGUCCGAUCUCUUUGAGUUUUCGGGGAUCAUAAGCAUUAUCGCCUGUGGCAUAAUUCAGGUCCAUUAUGCAUUCCAAAACAUCACGAACAAAUCAAGAAUGGGCGUGAAGUUUUUCUCUAAAGUUAUGGCGACCGCGAGUGAAAUCAUUAUUUUUCUAUUCCUCGGGAACGUUACCGUCAAGACCAGUCAUGCAUGGAUGACUGGCUUCUCUCUCUGGGCAUUGCUGCUCUGUAUUCUCUACAGGUUUCUGACCACAUAUGGUAUUUCGUUCUUCCUGAACAAAUAUUCCACAGGACGAGUGAGGAAGAUACGGUUAGAUGAAAUGUUCAUGAUAAGUUACGGUGGGUUGCGUGGUGCAGUGUGCUUCUCUCUUGUGGCCCUGAUCAACGAGGACGAAAUCCCCAUGAAGAACAUGUUCGUCACCACCACGCUCUUUAUUAUCUUCUUCACGGUCUUUAUACAGGGUGGAACUAUAAAAUGGCUGGUGAAGAAGUUGAGAGUGAAGUUGGCGGAUAAAGACAAAGACAUGAGUCUAAACGAGGAAAUCUCAAAUCAUGUAUUUGACCACAUUAUGGCUGGCGUUGAAGAGAUCAUAGGCUACACCAUGGGCGAUCACCAAGUCAAGGCUAAAAUCGAUCAUAUUGACGAUACUUAUAUUAGGCCUGUGGUUCUAAGAAAUGCAAGCAGAUCUACACUCGGCGAUAUAUCUAACUACUAUGAAAAGCUGGUCAUGAAAGAGCAUUACAAGAACCUUCAGUUAAGCGGCGCCAAACUGCGAAGAGUGAAGACAGAUAUUCGGAAACUGGACAGCGAGCUGGCCCUAAACACACUAGUCCACGACGAUGACGAGAAAGAGGCCCACGACAGACUCCAUGAUCAUGUUCAGAAACGGGAUGAAGAACAUUUGGAGGAGAACAUAAAACAUGGCGAAAAUCAUCAUAAGUUCCUGGCCGAUACACUUCAUACCGUCAGAAGUCGGCUCCACCUCAAUGUACACGACAAGAACCUGACUCACGAUAAACAGCACCAUCUGAUAAGCCAACUGCGCAAGAAGUACCGCCAGAACAUGGCCAUUAGAGAGCGAAGGGAGCGUGAGUCUUUGGAGCAGGGUCAAACACUGCCCUCACACAGCCUUUCAUUCAACAUGGACGGCUCUAGGGCGUACGAAGAAAGGAAACCUAGCCAGGUACAAUUUACGUUAGACGACACGGAACAAGAGGAAGCAGAAACAGAACAUACGCAAGGGACUGAUAUAGAGUAUGAUGAAAAUGGAAAGGCCACCUUCAUGUUUUGAAUACGUGUCUUGAAUCAUUUUCUACAAACAAGUUCGAGUUGCUUUCCCAUUUCAUACCGAUUUUCAAGCCUUAAUUCCGGUUCUGACACUUAAGAUAGGAUUUUAUAUCUAAAGCCGGUUGACACGUUUCAAACCCGAAUUUUCCCAGACAACUUUACCUAAGUGAAAACUCUUAACAUUUUUAAAAAUUCAGCAAACUGCGUAAAUAAUGCUUAUUGAUUCUUUACAUUACUUAAAAUAAAACAUAAUCAAUAUACACCAUUUUGUGUAUAUGACCUUUGCAACUUUUUGUAACCGCCCUUCUUCGGAAAAAAACAAAUUCAGACUGUACAUCGAUAAAAAAGAUCAGCUCGUUAAAACUCCUGAGUAGACUAUGGCAUCGACUCACGACCUACUCCUAGAUCGAACCAAACAAAUGUGCAUCGACAACAGCUGAUCGAUUGAAGAAUUUCCGUUCAAUUCCCGAAGAAUGACUCGACUAAAAAACUUGGAUCGGUCUAAAAAUAGAACUGUUGAAUGAUGCAAGAUGGUGGUUAAAUACUUUUGUCGAUGACUAAAUAUGCUUUGUAUGUUUUUGGACAAUUAAACGACUUUUAGAAUGAGCUUCAGGCAUCGAAAGGCCUUCGGCCUGCUACGUUUUGUGAGUAAAGUCAUGUAAUUGUAAAACAAAUUUUAAAUAAACAACUGAAGACAUA